Cantharellus anzutake is the source of this 1425-nucleotide messenger RNA. RefSeq lists its product as uncharacterized. The transcript is spliced from 7 exons. The record is from RefSeq and is a predicted model, not a curated record. Lineage: Eukaryota; Fungi; Basidiomycota; Agaricomycetes; Cantharellales; Hydnaceae. Bases 1 to 1425 code for a protein of 474 amino acids.
AUGAUUUUGCGAUCUCCUCCACCGAAGCGGCGGGCUGCUGCAGUCGUAACUAGCAAUAAUGGCGCAUCUGGGAGCUUACAAACGCCAAGAACUGACCAAAUUCCCAAUGGCAUCCACGAGCUUCAUCACGCGUCUCAGAACGGCUUUGGAAAGGGGAGAACAAGUAUUGUAUCUGACUCAACGCUGCGCGAAUCUUCACGAGCGCGUUCUGUUGGUCCUGUGGAGUUGCCUCAGCCUAUUCCAUUAUCCACGACUAAACGGGGCCAAUCUCCUGUUGCCAAUGGCAACAGCAAACCGCGGUUCAACGGAUUGGAGACAUUCCGUUCUCCUGCUUCUGAUCCUACUGAGGCCCGUAUUGCGUAUUAUGAUGAACGGAUUAGGGAAGUCAUCGCGGAGAGGGACAAGGUGCUGAAAUUUGCGAAGGAAGUAGAGCAGUCAAAGAUUAUUGCUCUGAAGGAGGUCAAAGAGGCGUUCGGCGUUGAGAAGAAACAAUGGAUGGAUAUAUGUGAUGCGCUUCAGACGGUGCAUAAUUUUGCGCAUGGCGGGCCCAGCUUGAGCUUGACGAGGAGAGGCUGCGAUAUUACGAUGAGCAUGGGUCGUUCGUCCUUUCAAAGCGCGGAGUUUUGGCUACUGCAUGAUAAGCGAGAGUUGGAGGAGGAGUUGAAGGAGAGGGAGGAACGGAUCGUGGAGCUGGUGCAGGAGAUUGAGGAUGAACGAGAGGAAAACGCACUGGAGCGUGACGCCGAGGUUCAGCGGCUUGAACAGAAUCAUCAUGAACUGGACACUGCACACUACUCUGCGCCGACAGAAAGAAAAUCUCGAAGCAAAUUGAAGCACGAAAGAGAAGCUCUCGAGGAUGUGAAGGCCAAAAUUGGUGAUUUGGAGGGGAGACUGGGACGCACGCAGUUGCAGCUAACUUCGGCUCAGAACGAACUUUCGCGAAGGAUCGGAGAGGGUCGAUGUGGGUCUCCGAUUAAGGAGAUGGAGGACAGUGUGAAGCAGGGCGAGCAAGAGGCGCGGGUUGAGCGAGAAAGGAUCGAGGCUAAGGCGAAGAAGGAGAAGAAGACCCUCGAAAAGAGGAUCAGUCAACUCGAGGCUCAGCUGGAAGAAGUGAGGGAAACAAUACUUGCUACAGCAGCAUCACCAGAGCUAGGUGGAAAAAAACAAGAGCCCACUCCGACCCCACCUCCUCAGUCACAACCCAAAUCACGCCCGCGGCGGCCUGUCAGACGCAAAUCGCCGGAAGCUCAAGAUGUUGCAACGGAUGAUAGCGAACGGGAAGUUCAACAACCUGCGGUACCCAAGAAUGCGAAGAAACGCAAGGCAGAUCGAGCUGAGCCUGAGCUGAAAGCUCCGGUCAUUCCCAAGAAAAAACGAAAGUUGGGGUGGACUUGGAAGCACGUUCAUGGCUCCGGCAUUCACUGA